AUGCCUGGUGAAGCCGCCCCCGGAACCGUGGGCAACCUUACGCCUGAGCAGGAAGCCAAGUUGCAAGAGUUUUGGGUGUUGUUGUUGAAGGUUUGCGGUGUUAGCCUGGAGGGUGUUGAGCAAACCGGAGACGCUACUUCCUCGAGCGCAUCGCAGAAAAAGGAACAGCAGCCCCAGCAACAACCCAAGCGGAGGUUCGGGUUAUUCGGUGGUGGAAAAGGUAGUGAAGAGGACGAUGCUGCAAGUGCCAAGUCGGCGAAUGGCAUCUCAUCCGGCAUUGCCUCCAUCGACAUCACCGAUGGCGAUGACAAGUAUGGACAGUCGAAGGAAUUCCAGCAAGCUCUUGUUGACAUGAAGCCGGAGGAAAUCCGCACUACCGUCUGGAAUAUGGUUAAACAAGACAAUCCCGAUACUUUGCUUCUGCGCUUCCUCCGAGCGCGCAAGUGGGAUGUCAAGAAAGCGCUGAUCAUGUUCAUUUCUACGAUCCGGUGGAGAUUGCUGGAUGUCAACGUGGACGAUGAUAUCAUGAAGAAUGGCGAACAUCUCGCCUUGAAGCAGUCGCAGAGUUCGGACCCCGCGGAAAAGAAAGCUGGUGAGGAAUUCCUCAUGCAGAUGCGCAUGGGCAAAAGUUUCCUUCAUGGCGUCGACAAGCUCGGCCGACCCAUCUGUGUUGUCAGAGUGCGCUUGCACAAGGCCUCCGACCAGAGUACGGAAGUCUUGGACCGCUUUACUGUUUACACCAUUGAAUCUGCCCGAAUGAUGCUCGCACCUCCCGUUGAGACCGCCUGUGUUGUCUUUGAUAUGACUAAUUUCUCUCUGUCGAAUAUGGACUAUAACCCUGUUAAAUUCAUGAUCAAGUGCUUUGAGGCCAACUACCCUGAGUGUCUUGGAGUGGUGCUCAUUCACAAAGCCCCAUGGCUCUUCUCAGGAAUCUGGAAAAUCAUCAAGGGCUGGCUCGACCCAGUUGUUGCCGCCAAGAUCAACUUCACGAACAAUGUCUCGGAUUUGGAGAAAUUCAUUCCCAGGGACCGCAUCAUGAAGGAGCUCGAGGGUGACGAGGACUGGGAAUAUAAAUACGUCGAACCCCAGCCGGGCGAAAACAAGGCCAUGGAAGACACGACGAAGCGAGACGAACUACUCGCGGAAAGACAGAAGCUCGCGCAAGAAGUUCAAGAUGCAACCAUCGCGUGGAUCUCGGCCAGCCAGAAGAAGGACGACGAAGCCUUGAAGACCGCUAAAGAGCACAGAAACGGUCUGAUUGAGCGGCUGAGAGUUCAGUACUGGCAGCUCGACCCUUAUAUCCGGUCUAGGUCGCUAUACGACCGCCUGAACAUUCUCCAAGGCGAUGGCAAGAUCAAUUUCUAUCCUACCGAAUCGAAAUAA
Molecule: messenger RNA, 1383 nt
Organism: Aspergillus melleus
Lineage: Eukaryota; Fungi; Ascomycota; Eurotiomycetes; Eurotiales; Aspergillaceae
Product: CRAL-TRIO domain-containing protein
Exons: 4
Coding region: 1-1383 (460 amino acids)
Source: RefSeq, a predicted model, not a curated record